CUGAGUGACCUAGUACAGCAGGUUUUAACAGUGAACACUACUGUCACUGCAGCAGUGAAAGACAGACAUGGUGGCACCACCUUGUGGCUGGAUGAGUUCUGUACAGCACUCAGUGAUCACAUGGUGCUCCCCAGACAGGACUUCAGAAACAUUGAAAAGGAAGACAUCACAGACCUGCAGUUCCUCAGAGAAAUGAUGGCCAGAUCACUUGAUGAGCUACUGAAAAGUCUUCAGAAAGAAAGCAGCAGCAAACCUGACCUUGACUUAAAGAUUUUCAGACGCAGACCUGAUGAGAUUCUGUGUGAGGCGCUCAGUGGCUGUUGGGAACAGUGUCCCUUCUGUAAAGCCAUCAGCACAAACACGAUCCCUGGUCAUAACUCUGAUCACAGUGUCCAGUUUCAUCGUCCUUCUGCUCUGGCUGGCUGGCAUAUCCAUGGGACAGAUAUAUUUUAUGUUGAUAUUUGUACCACCUCAGUCAGCAGUGACAAGAGUUUCUAUCCUACUUGGGAAUCUACUAAAACUGUUCCCUAUAAGACCUACAGAGAAGCAGGUGAACCUUACAGCAGGUGGCGCAUCACCCCAGAUAACAGCGAGCAGUCCUACUGGAAAUGGUUCAUCUGUACUUUCAGGUCACAGCUGGAGGAGAAAUUAAAGUAUAAAUUUGUAGGUCAUGGUGAAAUUCCCAGUGAGUGGAAAACAAUUGGAAAGAGCUCUGCACUGAAGGAACUGAAGUAACUAUAAAUUGUUUCGAGGUGAUUAAAAACUGUCUUUUGUAUAAACUGAUACCUGAGUAAAAAUGAAGUGAAAAUAUAAGUCCGAUAUCAAACAGUUCUACUGGAAAUGGUUCAUCUGUACUUUUAGGAUCAAGAUCGAGUGGGAAUUUGGAUUAAAUUCACUGAUUUGGGUAAAAUCCCUGAAGACUGGGACAGAAGCACAAAGGAGGCAGCUCUGACAGAUGAGCAGUAAAC
Molecule: messenger RNA, 968 nt
Organism: Lepisosteus oculatus (spotted gar)
Lineage: Eukaryota; Metazoa; Chordata; Actinopteri; Semionotiformes; Lepisosteidae
Source: RefSeq, a predicted model, not a curated record